Planococcus citri (citrus mealybug) is the source of this 9635-nucleotide messenger RNA. Its product is annotated as serine-rich adhesin for platelets-like. Gene Ontology annotation, biological process: actin cytoskeleton organization. Gene Ontology annotation, molecular function: protein binding. Gene Ontology annotation, cellular component: microtubule organizing center; filamentous actin. The record is from RefSeq and is a predicted model, not a curated record. Lineage: Eukaryota; Metazoa; Arthropoda; Insecta; Hemiptera; Pseudococcidae. The coding region runs from base 406 to 8454 and encodes 2682 amino acids. The transcript is spliced from 16 exons.
CCUGCAACAAAAUGAAAUGAAAAACUAGUUUGAAAAAUUAUCGAUCGAUAAAACCAAAAAAUUAAACAAACAGAAAAAGAAGUAAAAAAUAGUAAACUCGCUGCGGCUUUAGUGUAGUUUUUUUUUGUUUUUUUUUUUUUCGUUUUUUGAAAACUUCCUUCUUUUGGAAAAACGAAACGACAAAAACAACAGACAGGCAUUUACUCCACAGAUAUUGCAUUCAAAAAAUAAAAAAAAUAAAAAAUAGAAAAAUCGGUUUAAAAAAAAGUGAAAAAAAAAACGAACGGAGACAGAGAAAACGCCCUCUCACAUGAAAGGAAAGAAUCGAGACACCUGGCAAACUUAAUUAAAUACCCGCACGCCUACCUAUAAUAGCUUCCUGAAAUUUCAACCAGCGCAAACACGAUGGCCGGCAACAUUGACGGUAGCAACGAUUUGAAUACAAUACACGACGAAGAUACGCUAAGGCACAUGUGGCAAGAAACGGAAGAUUUUGGGCGUAAGAAAGAGAUACGUUUACGAAUGUACAAAUUGCGUGAAGAACGUCUGAAAAGUUACUACAUUAAACGUGAAACCAACACCAGUACCAGCAGUAGUAGCAGCAGUCAUACAAAUAGUAAAUCAAUGAUUACUUCUUCACACACAGAUUCUCUGAAUGAUCGAGGUUUCAUGUCAGCCAAAACAAAUGAAAUUCGUGACUCAACAUCACCAGCAUUGGAGCUGCUAGGGCAAAAAACAUAUCAGUUGGAAACAAAAGUCACUAGUAAGAGCAAAACUACCGCUGAUGACAUAGUCUCUAAAGCAUACUCUACAAAAGAGAAUAACAUCCAGCAACAGCAGUAUUCUACUAGCCAGUGUAAUGUACUUGACAAACAAGUUGAAACAUCCUCUCACUUACUAGGCCAGUUUCAGAGCUCUUCAAUAACGGACAAUGUGACUAACAUACUCGAUACUGCGAGUAUACCACAUUCCAAUGAUAUCAGCAACCAAAUUGUCAAGAGUACAGUAACAACAGGUCAACAGUUGACUACUGAAAUGGAGAAGUCAUCCUGCAAAGAGCACAACUUACAGCAGCAGAGACAAAUAAUCAAUGAGAACGCAAAAAUUUUGUACAAAAGUCAGUGCGGAAUAAACAAUAGUGAUGAACAAAACUCCGCCUCAGAGCACACGUCUACAGAGAAAAUGAACAUACUAGUUGUCCCAACCAGGCAAAUUGAAAAAACAAACAGUAGCCACCAUCAUAUAAGCCAACAGCUUUCCGAUGAUACAAUUAAAAGGAGUACAACAACAGUUGUUAACCAUCACAUCAAUAUUGACAACAGCUAUCUUGAUAGUAGUGCAGCAACCAACGAGCACCAUAAUGUCAAUUUGUCAGUUGAUUUAGAUUGUGUGACACAACCAGCAGCUACUAAUGUGCAGAUAAGUAAAAUUUCUCAAGAUGUUAGCGCUACCCAUAAUGCAUUUGCCAGUUCUUUGCGUGCUAGUGCUAGUCCAAGCCCAACACCAAGCAGCGGAUUUUGCGUUAGUAGACAAGCAUCACCAUCACCCAAGUCUUCAACUGGACAUUCCAGUCCUGAAAAAACACCUAGAGUGAGCCCUGAAAAACAAGUUUACGACCAUAUUAGCAGUAAACUAACAGCCAGCUUUCGAAACCGUAUAGCUUCUACUAGUACUCACCACUCCUCGUCAUCAUCACACACACCUGGUGGUGCAGAAAAAGUUCUAUCAAUUCAACUGCAACCUUGUUUUACGAGCGAGUAUGAUUCUGAUGAUUCCAGCGCAACAUAUAAAAAGAUAGACACUGAGAUUAAAGUAGUUGACAAGAGAUCAUCCAAUGGUAUGCUUAAAACCUCACAUCGUCAACAGUUACAAAAGGAUAGUUAUGGCAAAUUACAACAAAAUAGGGAUUUGAUAGUAGCAAAUACUUCAAAACCAUCUGAGCAGGAAAUCAACAGAGACAAUAGCAGCUGCAACUUAUCUAGAAAUUCCAAAAUGCAGACGCAGACUCAAUCGAGACGCCAGUCAUAUCCUCCUCACAGGUCUGAUGGGGUUACACCGCAAGCAACACACACAGUUGAACAGAGGUCAUUUUCACAAAAUGUUCCUCAACAUGCGUUGAAGUUGAAUCCAGUAUGUACAUCUUCCUCAUCAAUUCAACGCAAUACUCGCAUAACUAGUAGAAAAAACAGUCAGGUGGAGAGAGACAGUAAGGAAAAUAAAACAUCAGAUAUGCAACAGAAACAGAAACAAAGGGAGUCCAGUCACAGUCCAACAAAGAGUAGUAUUGUUCACAAAGAUCACAAAGACAUGCAGAAAGGAACUCCUCUCAUAAGCUGCGUAGCAGCCAACCUUGACAAAAUUCCUAAUGACUCUGUUCCUAAAACAUUUACACCUACUGCUACUUUGAAGCCAAGACCUUCUCCCCAGAAAGGCGAGAUCAAAAAAUGUGCCACAUUACCUGCAAAAUCAAAAACACCCCCAAACUCCAAACUUACAAGCUCGCAAGAGAAUGAGAGUGAUACCUCAACAUCUAGCUCGAGCUCUACUUCAUCAUUAAGCGAUGAGAUGGAAAAUUAUGAUAGCAUUGGUGGUAGUGGCGUUACUAUUGAAGAGAUUAUCGAUGCUGAUGAUAACAAAGAAACACAGGUGCAACAACAAAAGAUUGGUCUUUUACAAUCCACAGUUCAUCAAAUGGUGAAACCAUUAUCCACCACAACGGGUACCCUACUCCCGCAAGAAUCAUCUCCAAUGUCUCACAAGCUAGAUGACAAGCAAAUCAAAAGCCUGGAAGAGAUUGAUGAUGAGCAGAAACAGUCGAGCCACCUCACACAUUUUGAACUGAUCAAAGAUGAGAGCAUGGAACAGCCCAGUACUGAAAUGAUUGUAAAACAGCGAAAAAUCAUUAAGGAAGGGGAAAUUGAUGGUAGUAUUCCACCAGUAGAAGUUGUACUUGGUAAGCAGGCUGCCAAACUCUUCACUCAUAACCAACAACCAAAAGAGAAGCAGCUGCUGCCAGUGCAACAGCAGAAAAAACAACAAUUACAACAGGCCAAUAGGAUCUCUACCCUAAAAGAUGAAAACACUGCCCUAUUGAAACAGAAUAAGCGAGGUCAUCUUCAAAAAAUGACACCUGUAAAAAUAGUUACUACAACAAAGUCUACUAGCAACAAUAAUUUUGGUACUACCCCAACAAGUACCAGUAGGCCAAGGUCAAAUAGACAACAGUUAACUUCAGUUGAAAUAAAUGCAAGAAAUGGACCAUCAAAAGCACUCGCAGGCAGAGUGAAAGCUACAGAGAGUUCAACCAUCAAGUCUCCUAAUAAACUUGUAUGUGGAACACCCCAUAUGUCUAUGCAACUACCCAGCUUGAAGAAAACUACAACACUGAGCUUACAAAUGACACCGCACAAGUUGAAUUCCAUUCCCACCUCCUCAAAUAAGAAACAAAAAAAGGAAAGAUUAUCCCCAAAUUUGAACAAUACUGUGAAAGAUGUAAAACAGAAAUUGUGGAAAGAAGGUAAGCAAAAACCAUCUCCAAGUAGUAGAAAACCACUCGGUAAAACUCCGUUAUCAAAUUUGAAUAAUAUUGCCAGAAAUGAAAAGAAAUUGGGGAAAAAAGAUGUGCAAAAAAUAUCACCAAGUAGUAGAAAAUCAUCGGAUUACACAUUACCUAAGAGGACAAAAGAACACACUCAAAUUGUUGACGAGCCAGCAAAAUACCCGCUAAAAAGGCCAUCUACUACCAAGGUUGCCAAUAGAGGUGAGAAAGUACAAUCUGCUUGUAAGACACAACCAUUCCCUAACAAGGCUAAAAUGAAGAAACCAAAAUCAACUAGUAUUCUUCUGGGAAAUGUUGGACAUAAAACUGAUGGCAACUGCGGUGAUUUGUACUCUAAGCCCAAGAAUGAGUGCAAGUACCCCAGACAUACUACUCGUAAAGUGAAAACCUCAACUAUAAAACAAAGUCAAACACCCCAGUCCAAGUUGAAGCUACACAAUGAAAGUAAUACCACCAAAGCUAGCUACCGAAAUCAUACAAGCACCAAACCUCAAUCUAAGUUCAACAAAACAGUAGCACCAUCCUCACCAGUAAUGCCAACUUUGCCUAGAUGUGAUGUAAAAACUAAUAGGGAACAACCCCUACCCCUGUCAGCACAACCUAGAGCAAAGAAACUGUUCACAUUGACUCAAACCUCACCCAGUGUUGACAAAAAAACACACCCCCGUAAAGAUACACCCAACAUAACACCAUCAAAAUAUAAAGUGGUUGCCACUACCACCCCUACUACCCGCAUACAUAAUCAAAGUAGAUCAAACAAAGGUACUACUAAAGUAGUACAAUCAAAGUCUUCUAAACUAGGAAUUAAUACACACCCUAUGCGAUUGUCCAAUAAGUCCACUUUGAGUAGUAAUACCUCUAACGAUGUUCUAUUGCAUUUAGAGGAUGUUGACCAAGAUUUGGAAACCCAAACAGAAAAUGUAGAUACUGCAGAAAUACAUACUCUCGAGCAUCAACAACAGCAACAGAAUCAGAAUUUAAACGUUAUAGUGAGAAUGCCAUCAUCAUCGCGUGAAACCACACCUAACUUGCCCAACACAGAGUGCGAGUCAUAUCCAAAAGUAGUAGAUGAUGAGGAUGGUGAUACUGCAUGUCCCAGGUAUGCGGAUCGUGUGAUCGAGUCUGAUGAUUUGGUUACAUUAAAGAGGAUCACAGUGCCACGAUUUGAAAAAAUCACACACUUGGAAGAAGAUGAUCAACAGGAUGAAACCUGCGACAAAGUACAACAGUUGCAAUCACCAACAAAGAAAUGUGAGAAGAUGCUUACACCUACGCAACAAACUACCCAUAUUAAUGUGGCCAAACGAGUUAGUCAAUUCCAGGAUGGGCAUCGUACCUUCGAUACUACCACUGAGCCACAAAUGACUUAUACCCAUCAGACCCACAGUGAUGGAAAGAAUGUACGUGAAACAAAAAAAAUAUGGGAGCAGGAGGCAGAGGCUGAUCGAAAAAAACGCAUUUGCAAAUUAACAGACACAAAUGAAAAUACAACAUUAAUAACACCUUCAUACGACUCUGAUACCAAUACUGACAAUCGAGUUACGCAUCAUAAAAUUGUAUCGAAGAAAUUGGCUGAUGAUGAUUAUAGAUUAUUUGAAGCUGAACACGCUUCAAACAUUUCCCAAGUAAAACAACAAUCAACCGAUGAAGCUGAACCGAGAGAAAAUAAAACUAAAACCUCAAAUUCAACUUACAAUCAAACACAGAAUCAGUUUCAUGUUACAAACGCGAGCAAAAUUGAAGGAGUGGAAACAUACCAGGAGGGUGGUAAACCCCUGCCAAAAACAAAGCCAAUUGUAGCGGAAAACUCAUUGACAGAGAGCACAUCCGUAACCAACUACAACUCCAAGUUUGUAACUGAUGCGACAAUAAAAGGCAAAAACGUUUGCAAUGGGACAAGUGGGAAAACAUCCGCGAGUACAAAAAGCAACCGUAUACAGCCAGAUUCUGUCGGUUUGUCUCCAAAACCAAUCAAGAUGACCACUGUAGAAAUAAAACCUAGUAAACAAUUUGACCACACCGCCAUCAUCAGAUUCGAUCAAAGAAUUGCACCAGAUGAACAGCAGCCCAAAGCAGAGUCUCGCAACUACAAUCGUAAAACCACACCCAACGAUGACAGUCGCAGUCGCAGCCGCAGUACCAGCAACAGUAGUCGCGCCACCAAGUCUUCUCCUAGUCCAACUAAGGUAGACAGCCGCAACGAGUAUCAGUCUCAACACAGUCUCAUCACACGCGGCAAUAGAAAGCUUUUCUCCGGGCAUCCUAUCAAAACCAAAGUGGCAAAAGCUGCUACACCCGAGUCACCACAUAAAGCAUCCGCAGUCAAAUCCUCGCAGCGGCUACUGCAGCACCAGACACAGACUGGAUCUCAAACCCAGCAACGAUCCACGGACACAUCCGAGGAAAAGCGCAGCAGCACAGUCACCACCACUACCACCACCACCACCACCCUUCCAAUCACAACUUCUUGGCAACAGAUGAAAGAAAUUGAAGAAAUUGAUGACUUGGAACUGCUGCAAGCUAUGUUGGAAGAAGAAACCAGAUACGAUCGAAGAAGUAAGAUUCGCGCUCAAAUUCGGGCAAUUCGUCGAGAAAUGGAGCUUCGAAUGAAGAAAUCGCCGUCUAAAAGUCCGUCGCCAGAGAAAUGGCUGUCGGCUCAAUCUAGUACACCGUUGAGUAACGUACGAGUAGACAAAACGCAGUAUGAGACUGCGACGAUGGUAGACACCGAUCGCAGAGAACGAGCGAAAAAACGCCUGUUCGCAGCGCCGACAACAACCACACCGGCUGAUUCCAAUUAUUCGGCGCAAAUGUCGAGCCACGGCACCGUUUCGUUACGUAAUUUGACUACAACCGCAACCACUUACGAAAAAAACGCAGACAAUACGAACGCGAUAAACAGCGGUACUCGCGCACCGACGAAAACCCAUUCGACUACAAAAUCGGCGAACGCCGACUCGAUUCGCAGCAGCAACAGCGCUUCCACUUCCACUUCCGCUUCCGUUUACUGUUCUCGAACUGCGAUGGUGAGAAGCUACGAUAAAGAUGGAAAAGUAUCCGUUUUACAGGAACAAAUCGACGGACAAAUUGUCGCGAAGAAUGGUCGAGAACCGGUAGGCCGUAUAACGCACACCAGAAUCGGUUACGAAACGGCGGCGAAAUCGCGACGCUCUGUCUCACCUACGACUCCGACGCCGACGUCGACGCCGACGCAGCGCCGAAUCUCUGGCCAACGAAACUCGAACUCGACCUCGACCGCCAAGGGACUUUCUUCUACGAGUAGUUUAAUACGUAAACUAUCGAACGAACGUUUCGAAAAAGCUCAACGAAAAUUCAACGGAAACUGCGACAUGGGCGGCGCCGGCGACGAUACGCCGAAUAGCAGCCGUCGCGAUUCCACUCGUACGACGAACAAUGCCAUUGCCACCACUAUCUACACGGAGCACGGACACCGUUCGCCACCGCCGCCGCCGCCGCCGCCGACCAAACACCACUACGACCACUAUGAUGACCACUACGAUGCCGAUGCUACAGCUGACGUACAAACUCGAAAUUACCUCGCUCAGCGAACGCAAAAUGCUGGAUACAAUGAAGAAGCCAAUCAAACGACGAUAGCCAGCCAUACGCAUACGCAAACGCAUACGCAGCGUAGUAAUAUCACCUACGAAACGACUUGGUCGUCAUCGUCAUCGUCGUCGUUAUCGCAGCGACAAGAGUACCGCGGCGACCAAACAAAUAGAGAGGAAAACAUCGAGAGCGACUCUUACAGGAGCGGACUGGCUGUGAAAGACGGCGUCGCAGAUAGCAUCGCGGCACUUGACCAUCAUCAGCAGACGACGUUGGAUGAAAGUGGUCGGUACUGCGGGAAUGAUACCGCAGCCAAUCGGCAAUCACGCGUAGUACAGACGCAGACGCAGACGCAGACACCGCCAUCGCUGAUAUCAUCGACACCAGCAGCCGUAUCGCUGAAAUCGUACAUCGACUACGCGGGUCAACGCUCACGCGACGUCCGCAGCCAAAGUGCGUCGACGGUCGCACACGCAACUGCAACUGCAGUCAAAACAUCAUCAUCUGUAAGCCUGUCACGUAACGCAAUGGCAACCACCGACCCUGAUUCUGCCACUCAAACUACGGAACCGGAUUCGGCAGAAAGAGUUAUUGAUACGUCGUCGUCGUCGUCGCCGACAACCUUUGAAACUCGCCGCCAACAGACUGAAAGCCGGCUCGCCGCUUCCGCUUCCAUCGCAUCCAAACAAGAUUACACCACCACCACCACCACCACCUCCUCCUCAUCCAGUCACACUGUCGAAAGUAAAUGCGCAACCGAAACUAGCACCCGUACACGCACCAGCGCAACCAGUACCACAAAUUCCAGCCGUAUUCAUAAAGCCAACAGUGUAACGUCGCCAUUCGCUAAAUUUCGACAACUGGACAGGCAGAACUCUUUGCCAAGUUCUGCAAAUGCGGCGGCGGCGGCAACGACGACCACCACAACUACACGCACUAGUAUAUUGAACUUUGCCGAUUCAAACCUAACCAGAAGCGCUUCGAGUAUCAAAGAUCGACUGCUGAACUGGGUCAAAGCUCAAACCAGAGAUUAUCAGAACGUUCAAAUCGAUAAUUUUUCAACGAGCUGGAAUAACGGCUUGGCGUUUUGCGCUCUCAUUCAUCAUUUCUGUCCUUACGCUUUCGAUUACGAUAAACUGACGCCGCAGCAACGAAGAUAUAAUUUCGAAUUGGCAUUUAGAAUUGCAGAACAAGAAGCGGGUAUAGUUCCUCUAUUGGACGUUGACGACAUGGUCAUUAUGAAACGACCAGACUGGAAAUGCGUUUUCACUUACGUUCAGACCAUUUAUCAGCGCUUCUACGCCAGCCCCGAAGCGAAUGCACUUUGAAGCUCGAACGCGUCGCCGGCGCCGUGCCUGUACCUUCUGUACCUGAUGGCUGAUACCUACUCGCAUCUCGUGUAUUAAUUAUCACCUAUUAUACAUAUAUGUACAUAUCAGCUGUACGCUAUAAUUCUCAUUUUCUUGUCUUCCGACUGUGAUUUCUUACCUUACCUACUCCUACUCCUACUUCUACGAGUACUUCAAGUACAUAAAAGUAUCUAGGUACUGUUACCUACACCAUACACGUAACUGCAUACAGUACAUUAUGUGCCCACUGCCUGGCACCUAGCUCAGAAAUAUCGAGCAUCCCAAACACGACAGUUUCAAUAUUACAUUGGUACUACUGUCGUUUAUUAUUGCUGUUCAGUGUUCAGUGUUCACUGCGAUGUACAAGUACAAUGUACAUGUAUUUGACGUCAGUGCUCGCGCUCGAGCUCGAUAUUUCUGCGCACGUUGUACCUAUAUGUACCCUAUACACUAUACCUAAAUACCUACCUACUUUCUAAGUAAUCUACGUACAUCUACGUAUAAUGUAUUAAACGACCCAAUUACCAAUGUAGCCUAUGUUUAAUAAUAUGUAUACCUAUGGACCAACCUACUAACUUUGUAACGCAAUGAAAAUGUUAAUACGCGACGCAACGCGACCAAAAUCAGUAAGUUACUCGUACAUAAAUUUACACAACUUACCUACUACAUACAUAAAAUAGCCGAUAUUUCGUCUUAAUUUCUACGAAUGUGCCUAUAAGUAUUACCAAGUUACAAAUAUGUAGCUAUAGCUACACUGACAAUUUACGAGUACAUACUACAUACUACGUGUACGUACAUACACGUGACAUGUAGUAAUGGGCAUUGAUGCGAGCACUUAGGUAUGUAAUGUACUUCGGACGAGAGUGACGUUCAGCUUUCAGCGUCACAUUUUUUUUCAAAAAGUCUAAUCGCAGAUACUUUUUCUUCUCUUCCUCACAACGACCGUGCCUAAUGCCCAUGUCUACGCUCAUCUGUCUAUCUACCAACCAAUCCUAUACUAUACAUACUUACCCGCGAGUAUAUACCUAUUCUUAAAUUUACUUACUUACACGUAAUUUCUAAUCUAGUCGUAAAAGUAAUUUCAUUGUACUCGUGACCGACCUAAAUCAUUCGUGUUUUUAUUUAUAUUUUCAAAUAUACGUACGUGUAUACGGAAACAA